Messenger RNA from Ixodes scapularis (black-legged tick), 1736 nucleotides. Its product is annotated as R3H domain-containing protein 4. Bases 236 to 1036 code for a protein of 266 amino acids. Lineage: Eukaryota; Metazoa; Arthropoda; Arachnida; Ixodida; Ixodidae. The record is from RefSeq and is a predicted model, not a curated record. Gene Ontology annotation, molecular function: nucleic acid binding. The transcript has 6 exons.
GGUAGCAAAAAAAAACAAUCAGGCGGUCAAGCCAUGUUUUAUCUUUUAUAUGUGUAUAUUUAUUUAUAAAAAAAACAUCCACCACUCUGGGAGAGGAGGUCGUAGUCCACUGUAGUCCACCCAGCAACCAGCUGUAGCCACUGGGCUACGGCCUUUUCAACCCCAAACAUUUUAACUCAUUAAUCAAUCAUUAGUGGCCGAGAGGAAAUUGGUUCUUAAACCUUUAGAGUUCGCCAUGGGAGUCAUCCGAAAUUUCGCCAAUUUACCCGAUCCAUUUCAUCAGCCCCAGGACGUCCUUGAAGAGCUGCUCGGUCAAGGAGACGAAAGGGACCUCGAACAGCCCCCGGCGCAGCCAGCGCAGGGGCAGCAGCAGCAGCGGCGUCAGCGUCGUUCGAGGUCGCAGCCGCAGCACAACGACUGCUGCAUCGAGCUGGUCGGACUCAGCGCCAGGGGAAAGCGCAAGUCGGGCAAGAAGGGCAGGAGGCUCGAGAACGCAAACUACCUGCAGAGUCUGGCAGACGAUGACGAAGUCGGCCAGCUCUCGAUUUACGACUUCGUCCGGGACUCCGUGUCGGCUUUCUCCUGGCUUAUGGCUGAUCCGCAGAACCGAAAGAUCUGGGACGACCUCCUCGACUGCACUGGUGAACCGGACGAGGAACCAGAAGCGAGCGAGAGACUGCACCCGGUUGCACACGAAGACCUGACGAAGGCGACGGCGGAUGCCUGCUUCCAGAGACUGGACACAGCACUGAGAAGCCUUCUUUGCAGACAGCAUGUGCCUCUGGGCACCUUGUGCGUCCUGGAGGAACGGCUGGCCGAGAGCUUCCUGAAGGAGCCCCGCUCGGAGCAGUGCUACUGCCUGGCCAGCAGCUUUGACAGGCUCCUGCUGCACGCCCUCUGCCAGUACAUGAGCCUGCUGGCUAGGAGCUACGACUCCGACGGCGAGCGCUGGACGCGCGUGCGCAACCUCCGGCCCAAAUUUGACCUCCCGGCGGAAGCGCUGUCCACCUACCUGGAGAGACGCCGGUGCUCCUGAAGAAGCCUGCGGCCCUUUCUGCAACCCGCGUGGCGGCGUCACUUGCUCCCGCUUCGAGACGAGCUCACCCACCUGCACCCAGUGCUGCGUCGGUACAGUGCCCGGGACGCCAGCGCGCUUACCGCGUCCUAAAAAGUGGUUUCUCGAUUUUUGCCCGGCGACGUCGUAGAGGGGUCACGUUGUUGCCUGCUGCGAUCCUGGGGGCGUUGCAGCAACGACGGAGGGUGUGGUAGAUGGCCUUUCUGCUGCAGGUUGCUCUUCAGCUAGACAGUUCACGGAAGCUUUGGCAGUCGGUGGUGGGGACGCCGAAAGCGUGAGGCUCGUUUUUGCUCGAACUUUUUUCCGGGACUUCUGGCGCCAACCGCCAAGAUCGCUACAUCGGACGGCAUGAUGACCCGGCUUUUGUGACGUCGUUCGUUGAAACUUCGCGGAACCACUUUUGAUGUGUGGGCGGGAUAGGACACUAAAAUAGGAGACACGUUCCAGGCACCAUUCGUCAACAAUGUGCGCCGUUCCCGACACACUGUGGCCGGACCGAGGUUCGGGCCAAGACUGCCAAGGGCGGUGCAAUUUCGAGAAGGCGGGACGGUGUCCAAACGCACGCGCACUCGUCGUAGUUUUACUUUACGGUGUGAACUUGUCCCUGGAGUCUUCAUACAUUACAAAUGCUUUUGAUAAAGUGUGGUUGGUGGCACCUGCA